AUGCGCAGUAGCAUUUUGGCCACGGCCUACAUUUUAUCUUUAGCAGUAUCCAUUGUCAAUGGUUGCGCCGAGGUCUCUGGAAAUUGGUUCUGUAAUCCCGUGGAUGCUAUCUUGUACAGCAAUGUCGGCGCACCAGGAACUUACAAUCAAGUUACCGAUAUGUCCUCGGAUGGAAUUUGUUCUUCUACACCCAAGCCGUUUUCUGGUCCGCUUUCUCCAUUAGACGAAGAAGUUUCAUUUCACUUUCGGGGGCCUCUUCAGUUGAAGCAGUUCGCAGCAUAUGCACCGGGCGCUACUGCUAGCAAGGAGAAACGUGAGGGGUCGACCGCUAGACGUCGUCGCCAUCUUCAGCAUAUUGAUAAACAUGCUAGGGGAGGCAAUCAGAAGCGCGAUAAAAUUUAUGCGACGAUCGAUGGACAACUUGUCUCGUGGGAUAAUAACUUUCCCACCCCGGGUCUUGAUGCUUUUCACGGUGAUGCGAAUACCGUUACUGCUACAAUAGAUGGUGAGAUACGAACAUGGAUCAACAAUUGGUUCGGAUCAAGCACCACGACAAUGGUAGCCCAAGCAUCUACUACCGUAUCUCAAAGUGCAUCUCAAGGGGCAUCUACAAGCGAAAAGACUCAGGAGACUUCUACCUCGAUCACACCAUCUGCCAGCACAGCGUUGUCUCAGUCCCGGGCAUCUACACAGGGAUCUGCUUCUCAACCCCAAGUUUCCAAAAAUCCAUCUGCCUCCGAGCCUCAAGUAUCCACAACCCCAUCUGCCUCGGAGUCUCAAGUAUCUGCAAGCACAACCAGCUCAGCUACAGCUAUAGCAUUUGGAUCCUACAACAGAAUAGGUUAUUACAGUUCUACAGAGCAGACUCUUGAUAACCUAGUAUUUCUUGGGAAUUAUGGUGGUCAAGGCUCAGGCGUAUUCGAUGAGGUUUAUGGCGCCUCACUUUCUUUCGUGAAUAGCAGUGGCACAGGCGGUGCAUCAUCACCUCAGAUCCUCUCUGAUGCCACCUUACCAUCGAAUGAAGAGAUCAUUGUGAUGCUUGACGAAGAAUGCAAUAACGAUUGCGGCUAUGUGCGUCCUGGAUCUGUUGCUUACCAUGGCUUCAAUGGAGCGAACAAAGUUUUCCUCUUAGAAUUUAGCAUGCCGAUAGAUGGAAGAACCGGAUUCAAUGGCGAUAUGCCCUCGGUUUGGAUCCUCAACGCUCAGAUUCCUCGAACAAUUCAAUAUGGGAAUCCAAGUUGUUCAUGUUGGGAGUCUGGUUGCGGUGAAUUUGAUAUUGCAGAAGCACUGAACAGUGGUUCGACAUUCCUGAAGUCCACACUUCACACUAACAAACCAGGAGGAGAUUCGGACUAUUUUGUACGGCCGACUUCCAGCACAAUGAAACUUGCCGUUGUAUUCAAUUCUGCCACUUCAACUAUACAUAUUCAGGUUCUACCUACGAGCUACGACUUCCCAACAAGUUUGACAACAGAUCAAAUUCAGAGCAUCUGUGGCACGAGUACUGGAAGUCAACUCUCUGAAUUCGCCAUCUCGUAA
Botrytis porri is the source of this 1539-nucleotide messenger RNA. RefSeq lists its product as uncharacterized. The transcript is spliced from 5 exons. Bases 1 to 1539 code for a protein of 512 amino acids. The record is from RefSeq and is a predicted model, not a curated record. NCBI's taxonomy places the organism in Eukaryota, Fungi, Ascomycota, Leotiomycetes, Helotiales, Sclerotiniaceae. Gene Ontology annotation, cellular component: fungal-type cell wall.